AUUCUUGGUGGUAAAGAUAGACUGGUCACAGAGUUAUUAAAAUAUGCUAAAAUAAUUGCUAAGAUAUCUAAAAAGCAAACGAAUAUUGAAAUUUUACUAGUAUUUAUUAGCUGGCUAGAUAUCUCAUGCCAAGAUUCACAAGUUCAGGCCUAUCUAAAUAUAUUGUUCAAAAAGUUCAAACGAUCUAAAAGCAUAGAUUUAACUGAGAAUUUUAGAGUUAAGGAAGUAGUUAAGGGUUUAAAACUAAUAAAAGCACAAGACUGGGAAGCACUAUGGCCUCAGGACUUAUUUUCAAUAACUGUUUUAAAGUUAUACUAUAAUAAUUUACCAGAUUAA
Messenger RNA from Racocetra persica, 336 nucleotides. Lineage: Eukaryota; Fungi; Glomeromycota; Glomeromycetes; Diversisporales; Gigasporaceae. The record is from the annotation of a GenBank genome assembly.